UUAAGCGUCCAGCAUUCGCACUUCGGAAACGAAACAGAAGGGACCUCGGUGUUUGUUCGUUCAUUUCGAAAAGUCUCUCCUUCCCGUUGUCACGCGCUAAAAAUAUCUUUCUACGACCGUUGGAGGGUAUACCAUGCCGAAAGAAAAGAGGAAUUAGGUCGAGAAGAGUGAUUCAACAUUGUCCUGGAAUUGUCAUGGAACGGCUAUCGAAAAUCGCGUGUUAUUUUCGUUGGUUGAGGAGUCCGCCUUCGCCACCACCACCACUACCACCAUCAUCAUCGCUAGUAGCAACCGAAGCAGCACCAGCAGCAUCGUCAUUGUCGCCUUCCUGCGAUGUAACAAAGAUGAGCCUCGAGGCCGAUACGACGAGGAAUUCGUCCGUCGUCGACGAAGAUUAUGACGACGAGUGUCGCAAUAAUGUUUGCGACAUCGAGGCUUUGAGGAAAUUCUGCGGAGUUUUGGAAAAUAUCCUUCUAUGGGAAAACUCUGUUAAUAGUAUAACAGUUGUGUUUGUGUUCAAUAUACUCUUCUGGGGGAUAGUUAUUCUAGAGAUCCGAGGCUUUGCAGUAGCCAGCAGUGCUGCGCUUGUCGUGGUUCUCUGUUAUAGGAACCUGGAAGCACAGGCACACGAAGAAAACAAGAAAAAAUUAGUAUCACACACCAAGGCUGAACAGAUUGAAAAGAUAGGACGAAAAAUAAAAUCCGUUUUGCAGAACAUAAAACAACUACGAAAAGAUCAGCCAGGGACGUUUUGUACUGCUGUUUGUACUAUAUCCUUGGGCCUAUGGAUAAUUGGGCGUACUAUAAAUGGAGUAUUACUUGCUUAUAUGAUAUGUAUGAGCAUUCUACUAGUACCUGCAUUACUACUAAAGUUACCUGGAAAAGUAAUAUCACAUAAAGAAUGGGAUAGUGAAGUUGAAGAAUUUUUACCAGUAGUGACUGAAGAUAAUCUUCAGUUAUUAAAAAGGGCAGGAGAAUCAGGUGACCAUUCUCCAACACCAUCAAGCUUACAAUCAGAUAUUCAAAAUGAUUUUUUUAAUGACGACAAACUUGUAGAUUUAAGAAUGCCAUCUCAUGAAGAUGAAAGUAUUGAUGAAGUUGAACUUUCAGAGUUGGAACUUAGUGCCGAAGAGGCAGAUAUAGGUGGCAUUAAGUUUCAAAGCAGACAUUUUGAGAAAGGUUCAUCCUCGGAAGAAGAAAUAGAUUUUAGACAAGAAAUGUUGAAAAAUAUAUUCAAUCCAAAUGAUGAGAGUGAUAAUGAAUUUGAAAUAAUUGAUAGACAGGAAGUUGCAAAUAUAAAUAAUGCAUGAAGAUAUUUAGAAUGUGGAUAUACUUUUAAAACUGUGACAUACAUACGAAAGAAAUGGAAGAAUAUAAUUAUAUCUUAUAUAAAUA
Molecule: messenger RNA, 1395 nt
Organism: Vespula vulgaris
Lineage: Eukaryota; Metazoa; Arthropoda; Insecta; Hymenoptera; Vespidae
Product: reticulophagy regulator 1-like
Exons: 6
Coding region: 195-1310 (371 amino acids)
Source: RefSeq, a predicted model, not a curated record